Molecule: messenger RNA, 1631 nt
Organism: Nothobranchius furzeri (turquoise killifish)
Lineage: Eukaryota; Metazoa; Chordata; Actinopteri; Cyprinodontiformes; Nothobranchiidae
Gene: lmo2
Product: LIM domain only 2 (rhombotin-like 1)
Biological process (GO): positive regulation of transcription by RNA polymerase II
Cellular component (GO): nucleus
Molecular function (GO): DNA-binding transcription factor binding; transcription coactivator activity
Source: RefSeq, a predicted model, not a curated record
CUGCACGACUCACAGACCAGCAGCUCUGCUGUCGCUUUAAGACCCGUUUCCCCUCAUUGUGAAGCGCUGAAACAGGAAGAGAGAAGCGAAAGCAAAGCCCGAAGGGCCCCAAUGUAUUUAAACGCGCUGCUGCUGCAGCUGCUGGCCACUCGGACACGCACUACUUCCUCCCCGCAGAACCCUCCUUAUCGAACCGCACUGGCGCGGUUCUUCUAGUCGCUGUGGGACCUGCAAGGCAUGGAAGUGUUGCUGCCUCAGGAAAUGAUGACAGCGUCCUCCUCCAUCGGCGUCUAGCUGAUUAGAGAGGGAGCUGUUCUUGUUCUGCAUCUGUUGGAAACAAGGGAGCUGCUUCUUGAGUUCGCUUUUUAUUUCCAGCGAUCUGAAAGUGGUUUUUACCAGGGGUGCAGGUGCAGCGCGCCUUCCAGUAUCCAGAUCAGGCUCGAGAAUGACUUCUACCAUAGAGAGGAAAACACUGGAAGCAAACGAGGAGCCUGUUGACGAGGUCCUCCAGAUGCCACCAGCCCUGCUGACCUGUGGUGGGUGUCAGCAGAGCAUUGGUGACAGAUUCUUCCUAAAGGCAAUCGAGCAGUACUGGCAUGAGGACUGCCUGAGCUGUGAUCUGUGUGGCUGCCGGCUGGGUGAGGUGGGCCGUCGGCUCUACUACAAACUGGGUAGAAAGCUGUGUCGACGGGAUUAUCUCAGGCUCUUUGGCCAGGACGGUCUCUGUGCUUCCUGUGAGAAGAGGAUCCGGGCCUUUGAGAUGACGAUGCGUGUGCGGGACAAGGUGUACCACCUGGAGUGCUUCAAAUGUGCUGCUUGCCAGAAGCACUUCUGUGUGGGCGAUCGCUACCUCCUCCUCAACUCGGACAUCGUGUGCGAGCAGGACAUCUUUGAGUGGACCAAGCUGAACAACAGCAGCAUGGGUUAGAGGUGGCUUUGAGAGGAACGGACCACUGACGAGCGGCUAGAGGCCCACAGAGGCUUAAUGUGAAAGUGGAACUGGAAAGAAGCCAGAUUUUAUCAUUACCUGUAUGCUGCAGAUCGGUGAAGACACAAAGGUUUUCUUCCAAAUCUUUACUCCUAACAGCAAGAACAAACUGAACAUAGAACUGUUCAAACAUGCUUCUGUAGUCAUUUGUUUUAGACUGCAGUUUAUGAACUUUGCCAAUAAACAAACGAGCUCUUUGUUUCUUCUGCUGCAAACCUCCACAUUGAUCUGCAGUUCCCACUAAGAAAACAUUUCUUUAGAUUUUGCAUUUUAAAAACAAACUGUGUCCAUAGGAAAAGCUCCGGUCAACUCUGGACUACUGAUCCACUGAUUAUGCACAAUUCUUAAUUAUUUUUCAGGUGGACAUAUCAUUAAAGUUUUGCUGCACUGAAUGAUUGUUCACAAAUGACAUUACUAGAGCUUAUUUUAACGUAAUCCAGUGUUAUCUUUAAAUGUACAGUCUAUGCUUUAAACGCUGACAAAGUUUUGUUACCAGGUAGAACUGUGGCGCCCUCUGGUGGUGGAGGGGACAAAUGCAAUACCGAGAAUCCUGAUGUCCGCUUUCCACUGAGACUUUUGUAACUUUCAUAGCUCUAUCCUUUGGGAUAUCUGCUGAUCAAUAUGUUUAAUAAAAGACAAUUUA